This is a messenger RNA of Ailuropoda melanoleuca (giant panda), 1258 nucleotides long. RefSeq names its product galectin 12 (gene LGALS12). Gene Ontology annotation, molecular function: lactose binding. The record is from RefSeq and is a predicted model, not a curated record. NCBI's taxonomy places the organism in Eukaryota, Metazoa, Chordata, Mammalia, Carnivora, Ursidae. The coding region runs from base 1 to 1119 and encodes 372 amino acids. Gene Ontology annotation, biological process: intrinsic apoptotic signaling pathway. The transcript is spliced from 8 exons. Gene Ontology annotation, cellular component: cytoplasm.
AUGGAGUCUGGAGUUGCCAUCGACGUGGCUGCAGAAGCCCACUCCGUGCUUCAGAUCCAAGUGCAGCUGGAGGCCGGGGGCUGGUUAGUUAGUUGCUUAGCUCAAGCUUCUGGCUCCUGGACCCAGAUUUCUGCUGACAGCCCCAGUCCAGCUGGUGGGACCGGAUCUGGGGUGUGGACCAGGGGUGGACCGCUGCCCAGACCUGCCCUCUCAGGCCUGCUGCAAGGGGCACUGGGACCCUGCUGGGCGCGGGUGAGGCUAACAGCUGGGGGAGCUGCUGCCUUGGCACCUCAGAUCCUGGCUGGGAAAGGCAAGUCCGGCCAGUGGGGGCAGGGCCAGGGCUCCUGGAAUCUGGAUCUGCAGGCCCAGUUGGAGGCGCUCCACGCCCCAUGUCACCUGGAGAAAAACUGGACCCACUUCCUGACCCCUUCAUCCUGCAGCCGCCAGUCUUCCACCCGGGACAUUUCACGUCAGAGCACCCAGCGACGCCAGGCACGUUCGUGCGGAUUCAGUGCUGCUGAGCUCUCUGUCUGUCCGUCCUUCCAGGUGAGUGUGAACGGACAACACUUUCUCCACUACCGCUACCGGCUCCCGCUGUCUCGUGUGGACACCCUGGGCAUAUUUGGUGACAUCCUGGUGAAGGCCAUUGGAUUCCUGAACAUCAACCCCUUUGCAGAGGGCGGCAGCGAGUACCCGGUUGGAUACCCUUUCCUGCUGAAGAGCCCCAGCCUGGAGCUGCCCUGCUCGCGUGCCCUCCCCCGGGGUCUCUGGCCCGGACAGGUCAUCGUACUGCGGGGGCUGGUCCUGCCGGAGCCAAAGGACUUCACAUUGAGCCUGCGGGACGAGGCGGCUCACGUGCCUGUGACGCUCAGGGCUUCCUUCGCAGACAGAACCCUGGCCUGGAUCUCGCCCUGGGGCUGCAAGAAGCUGAUCUCAGCCCCCUUCCUCUUCUACCCGAAGCGAUUCUUCGAGGUGCUUCUCCUGUGCCAGGAGGGAGGGCUGAAGCUGGCGCUCAACGGACAGGGCCUGGGGGCCACCAGCCUGCGGCAGCGGACCCUGGAGCGGCUGCGGGAGCUCCGAAUCAGCGGCAGCGUCCAGCUCUACUGCGUCCACUACUGAGGAGUGAGCCGGGGACCCCGCCAGGGAAGGGAGGGGCCCACCCAGGCCCGGCGCCCCUCGGUGCGGCUCCUCUCUCCUCCCUUCCUGGAACCGUGUGCCUGUCACCACCACGAGUCUGCAGGGCCUUUGGGCCCCACAG